GGGAAUUUCCUUAAGUUUCUGCGUUUGAUGGUAAGAGGUAGUGAUGUCUGUGGGUGAUACUACGGGGAAGGGCUGGGAAGACACGUCACUGGUUUUGUGGGAAUCACAGGCUUGGAAGAGGCAGAAGCCAGGAAUUCCAGAAAGAAAUUGGAAAUUGAAGAUUUAAGGAGAGAAUGUUGUUUUUAAAUAUUCUCACUUUCUUCAAAGAACACAUGACAAAAACUUAAAAAGGGUUUGCACUGAGAGGCUGGCCGUGGAUCCUGAUUGCCUUUCUGCCAGGAAGGCACAUGCAGCCAAAAAUGAAUUUGGGAAAAGCAGCCACUUGCUCCUGUAACCAUGGAAAAGCAGGGCCGCAGUGAGAUGGAAAUAAUCCGGUCAGAGUCGCACUCCUACAUCAAAUUGUUGAAAGUCAGCCGGGAGCAUCUGGUCACUCACGUCCGCAACACUCAGUGUCUUCUGGACAACUUGCUGCAGAAUGAGUAUUUCUCCACCGAAGACGUGGAGAUCGUGUGUGCCUGCCCCACGCAGCCCGACAAGGUCCGCAGAAUUCUGGACCUGGUGCAGAGCAAGGGCGAGGAGGUGUCCGAGUUCUUCCUCUAUGUGCUACAGCGACUCACAGACGCUUACGUGGACCUCAGGCCUUGGCUGUCGGAGAUCAGCUUCUCCCCUUCCCAGCUCAUUCAGAGCAAAGCUGUUGUCAACACCGAUCCAGUGAGCAGAUACAGCCAGAAGCUGCGACAGCAACUGGGCCGCGACGCCAAGUUCAUCCUGUGCUACGCCCAGAAGGAGGAGCUGCUGCUGGAGGAGAUGUACACGGACACCAUCGUGGAGCUGGUCAACUUCGGCAACGAGAGCCUGGGCAGCCUGGGCAGCCUGGCCUGCCUCCUGGACCCCUCCACAGGCGUCCUCAACGAGCAGGGCGAGACCAUCUUCAUCUUCGGCGACGCGGGCGUGGGCAAGUCCAUGCUGCUGCAGCGGCUGCAGAGCCUCUGGGCCGCGGGCCAGCUGGACGCUGAGCUCAGGUUCUUCUUCCACUUCCGCUGCCGCACCUUCAGCUGCUUCAAGGAGAGCGCCUCGCUGUGCCUGCGGGACCUGCUCUUCAAGCACUACUGCUACCCGGAGCAGGACCCCGAGGAGGUGUUCGCCUUCCUGCUGCGCUUCCCGCACAUGGCCCUCUUCACCUUCGACGGCCUGGACGAGCUUCACUCGGACUUCGACCUGAGCGGCGAGCCCGACACCUCCUCCCCCUGGGAGCCCGCCCACCCCCUGGUCCUGCUGGCCAGCCUGCUCAGCGGGAAGCUGCUCAAGGGGGCGCGCAAGCUGCUCACGGCCCGCACGGGCGUCGAGAUCCCGCGGCAUCUGCUCUGGAAGAAGGUGCUCCUGCGCGGCUUCUCCCCCAGCCACCUGCGCGCCUACGCUGCGAGGAUGUUCCCCGAGCGCGCCGUGCGCCAGCGCCUGCUGGAACAGCUGGAAGCCAACGCCAACCUCUUCAGCCUGUGCGCCGUGCCCCUCUUCUGCUGGAUCAUCUUCCGGUGCUUCCAGCACUUCUACGACUCCUUCGACGGCUUCCUGCAGCUGCCCAACCGCACGGUGACGCUGACCGACGUUUUCCUGCUGGUCACCGAGGUCCACCUGAACAGGACGCAGCCCACCAGCCUGGUGCAGCGGAACACGCGGAGCCAGACGGAGACCUUCCGCGCCGGCCGGGGCACCCUGCGCUCGCUGGGCCAGGUGGCUCACCGGGGCAUGGAGAAGAGCUUCUUUGUCUUCAGCCAGGAGGACGUGCAGGCGUCCGAGGUGCAGGAGGGGGACUUGCAGCUGGGUUUCCUGCGGGCUGUGCCGGAGCUGGGCCUCGGAGGGGACCAGCAGUCCUAUGAGUUUUUCCACCUCACCCUCCAGGCCUUCUUUGCUGCCUUUUUUCUGGUGGUGGACGACAAGGUGGGCACUCGGGAGCUGCUUUGCUUCUUCCAUGAGUGGGCUCCUCACGGGGACGCAGCAGCUGCGUCCUGCUAUCCCCGCUUCCUACCCAUCCGGUGCCUGGGGGGCCGCGGCCUGGCCGGGGAAGACCCCUUUAAGAACAAGGAUCACUUUCAUUUCACCAACCUCUUCCUGUGCGGGCUGCUGUCCAAAGACAAACAGAAACUCCUGCGGCACCUGGUGCCUGCCGCCACCCUGCGGAGAAAGCGCAGGGCCCUGUGGGCUUACCUGUUCGCCAGCCUGCGCUCCCACCUGAAGCACCUGCCCCGAGUUCGGUCUGGGAACUUCAGCCAGGUGCAGGCCAUGCCCACCUUCAUCUGGAUGCUGCGCUGCAUCUAUGAGACGCAGAGCGAGAAGGUGGGGCAGCUGGCGGCCAGGGGCAUCUGCGCCAACUACCUCAAGCUGACCUUCUGCAACGCCUGCUCGGCCGACUGCAGCGCCCUCUCCUUCGUCCUGUACCACUUUCCCAAGCGGCUCGCACUCGACCUGGACAACAACAAUCUCAACGACUAUGGUGUGCGGGAACUGCAGCCCUGCUUCAGCCGCCUCACCGUCAUCAGACUCAGUGUGAACCAGAUCACCGACAGUGGGGUGAAGGUGCUAUGUGAAGAGCUGACCAAAUACAAAAUUCUGACAUUUUUAGGCUUAUACAACAACCAAAUCACCGACGUCGGAGCCAGGUACAUCGCCAGAAUCCUGGAUGAGUGCACAGGCCUCACGCACCUGAAACUGGGAAAAAACAAAAUAACAAGCGAAGGAGGAAAGUGUCUCGCCCUGGCUGUGAAGAACAGCAAAUCCAUCUUUGAAGUUGGGAUGUGGGGCAAUCAAAUCGGUGAUGAAGGAGCAAGGGCCUUCGCUGAGGCUCUGAGGAACCACCCAAGCUUGACUAACUUGAGUCUUGCAUUCAAUGGCAUUUCUACAGAAGGAGGAAAGAGCCUCGCGUGGGCCCUGCAGCAGAAUGCGUCUCUGAGAAUAUUCUGGCUCACCAAAAAUGAACUUGACGAUGAAGUGGCAGAGAGCUUGGCAGAGAUGUUGAAAGUCAACCAGACGUUGAAACAUUUAUGGCUUAUCCAGAACCAGAUUACAGCUAAGGGGAUUGCCCAGUUGGCAGAUGCAUUACAGAAGAACAGUGGCAUAAUGGAGAUUUGCUUAAAUGGAAACUUGAUAAAGCCAGAGGAGGCCAAAGUCUUUGAAGGCGAGAAGCGGAUUGUCUGUUUCUGAG
Lipotes vexillifer (Yangtze River dolphin) is the source of this 3199-nucleotide messenger RNA. It is a transcript of the gene NOD1, whose product is annotated as nucleotide binding oligomerization domain containing 1. Gene Ontology annotation, biological process: regulation of apoptotic process. The transcript has 13 exons. Gene Ontology annotation, molecular function: protein binding. NCBI's taxonomy places the organism in Eukaryota, Metazoa, Chordata, Mammalia, Artiodactyla, Lipotidae. The record is from RefSeq and is a predicted model, not a curated record. The coding region runs from base 337 to 3198 and encodes 953 amino acids.